This is a messenger RNA of Diachasma alloeum, 2697 nucleotides long. It is a transcript of the gene sip1, whose product is annotated as tuftelin-interacting protein 11. NCBI's taxonomy places the organism in Eukaryota, Metazoa, Arthropoda, Insecta, Hymenoptera, Braconidae. Gene Ontology annotation, molecular function: nucleic acid binding. Gene Ontology annotation, biological process: spliceosomal complex disassembly. The transcript has 6 exons. Bases 92 to 2614 code for a protein of 840 amino acids. Gene Ontology annotation, cellular component: U2-type post-mRNA release spliceosomal complex. The record is from RefSeq and is a predicted model, not a curated record.
CGUUGCCCUAACCCCGUAAUCAGCGGAGGGAUUGGGAGUAAUAUGUUAUAAAUAAUUACAAUUGUUAUAUUGAGAAUAAAGAAUUGAAAAAAUGUCUGACGACGAAGUGGAACGUUUUGAAAUCACGGAUUACGAUCUGGAUAAUGAGUUUAAUAUCAAUCGUCCUCGGAGGAAGCUCACGAAGCAGCAGCAAAUGCUGGGAGUUUGGGCUGACGACAGCGAUGAAGAGGCUCCAGCGAGACCAUUCAAGGGGGGAUUUAAAGGGACAUCUAAGGCCCCCAAGAAUUACACAGCUCCUGUCAGUUUCGUCGCAGGUGGAGUUCAACAAGCAGGAAAACCAAAGGAGGAAAAUAAAGAUGAGGAUGAUGAUGAUGAUGAUGAUGAUAACACGGGGAGGGCCAAACGAGGCGAUGCUGACUACGUACCCAACAGUUCCAGUGAUUCUGAAACCGAGAACAUGAAGAGUGGAACAUCAAGGCCAUCCUUCUCCAUGCACCUGGAAGGCGACAUUGCAGGUCUUCGCAGGAAACGUGCCCCGGUGAAUCCAGCCCUCAUAAAAACCGGAGUGGGCAGUUGGGAGAAGCACACGAAAGGAAUUGGAGCAAAGCUGCUUCUACAAAUGGGUUUCGAGCCUGGCAAAGGUCUGGGUAAGAAGCUCCAGGGUAUCUCCGCCCCUGUCGAAGCCCACCUUCGAAGGGGCAGAGGAGCUAUUGGGGCUUAUGGACCCGAAAAGAAGAUCAAACUCCCUGAGAAGCGUAAAGACGAGGACGAAGAGGAAGAGAAACAAUUCAAAGUGAAAUUAUCCCAGUGGCGAAAGACAGACACUGCAACCACGAAGAAGAAAAUAAGAUACUGUUAUCGAAGUGUUGAUCAAGUCCUGGAGGAUGGAAAACUGCGACCGAAUAUCAAAUCCUCAGGGGCUGCUGGAGGUGAAUUGAGCAGAGUCAAGGUCAUAGACAUGACAGGACCAGAGCAGAGGAUUCUCAGUGGUUACCACGCAAUUUCUGGACAGAAACGACCAGAUGAGUCUCUUCCAGAGCCUGACAAACGAUCCCCAGUGAACUUUUCGCUUCCAGAGCUCCAGCACAAUCUGAAUCUCCUUGUGGACAUGUGUGAACAAGACAUCAUUCAAAACGACAGGAGGACUCGCCACCUUGGAGAUCGAGUUGUGGCCCUCGAGGCCGAGAAGAAGAGCAUUUCGAAGAUCGUAACUCAUCAUGAGAAGCUCAUUGACACCCUGGAGAAUGUACUCUCGAUUGUUGAUAAGCUCAUGGACAAGAAUGAGGAAUUGUCGUUGAAGGAGACAGCAGAGGCUUUCAAGCGACUUCAGGACAGGUACUAUGAGGAGUACAAGAUGUACGACUUGGGGGAACUGGCGAGCAGCUUCGUGGGGCCCAAGGUCAAGGAGUAUCUGGCGACCUGGAGCCCCUUGGUGGAUCCUAAGCUGCCGGUGAGCUUGAUGAAGGAGUGGAAGGAUAUCCUGGAGACUGGGACGAGUACUCUGCAAGUUAAGGAUGGAAUGCAUCCUUAUGAUCAGCUUAUUUGGAAUGCCUGGAUGCCGUCGAUGAGGGGAGCUGUGCAGCAGUGGGCCUGCAGACAAUCCGAUCCCUUGAUAGAACUCAUCGAGUGCUGGAUGCCCCUUCUGCCCUCCUGGAUCCUCGAAAAUAUUUUGGAUCUUCUCGUUCUUCCUAAACUGACGCUAGAAGUUGAGGAAUGGAACCCAUUGACUGACACCGUUCCAAUCCACACGUGGAUUCACCCCUGGUUACCCCUGAUGGGCAACAGAAUGGACACCCUCAUAUACCCCAUAAUCAGACGAAAAUUAGGCUCUGCUUUGGGAGGUUGGCACCCCUCCGACAGGUCCGCCAGGCUCAUGCUCCAACCCUGGGCCGAGGUAUUCUCAAAAGGGGACAUGGAGGCCUUCCUGGUCAAGAAUAUUGUGCCCAAACUGCAGGUUGCACUCUCGGAAUUUGUUAUCAAUCCUCAUCAGCAACAUUUGGACCAUUGGAACUGGGUUUACGAGUGGGCGACACUCUUACCUCCUCACAUUAUGGUGGGACUCCUCGAUAAGUUCUUCUUCCCCAAGUGGCUGCAGGUGUUGGCCUUGUGGCUCAAUCAUUCGCCGAAUUACGAUCAGAUUACACAUUGGUAUAUGGGAUGGAAAAACAUGCUGAGUGAGAAGCUGUUGGCGGAGCCUGUUGUCAAAGAUCACUUCAAAAAGGCGUUAGAUAUGAUGAAUCGUGCGGUAUCUACUCCCCAGGGUCACCAACCCGGUGCCAUGGAGCAGGUAUCCUAUCUGACGAGUUUAGAACGUACACAACCAACGAUGACACAAAUUCCAGCAACAGCGCAGCCAAGAAUCGAGAGGCUUGCGGAAGCUGUAAGAACGGCGUCGCAGAUACCGCAGGGAUUCAAGGACCUGGUGCAGAAAAAAUGCGAAGAGCGGGGUAUACUCUUCAUGCCAAUUCUAAAUAGAUAUAGGGAGGCUAAACAAGUGUACAAAGUUGGUAACGUACAGGCGUACAUCGAUGGAAAUGUCUUAUUUGUGUGUCAUAAGGGAACCAACUGGGUUCCCACUCAUCUCAAUGCACUUUUAGACAUGUCAGAGCUUUAAUUAUUGAUCUAAUGCAUUCGGUGAACCCCUGGAAUGAAACCUGAGCAAUUUGUAAAUAGAAAAAAAUAUAAUUUAAUACUGCA